Molecule: messenger RNA, 3039 nt
Organism: Camellia sinensis
Lineage: Eukaryota; Viridiplantae; Streptophyta; Magnoliopsida; Ericales; Theaceae
Gene: ATATH8
Product: Protein kinase superfamily protein
Biological process (GO): protein phosphorylation
Molecular function (GO): protein kinase activity; ATP binding
Source: RefSeq, a predicted model, not a curated record
GCCACACACUUUCUCUCGAGAUGUUAUUAGUUAGUUGGUGCACCGUGACAUGGUGAUAGUGAAUUAUAAUUGGUGUAAAGCACGAUCGCGUGACUAAUCAAUAAUUUUUCCUCAUUCUCAUCAGUGGUGCAUUAGUAGUGGACUCUCAUCAUACACACUUUCUCUAACCGCCCCAUUUUCACUCCUCGAAGGUCUCACCGCCAAAAAUGGUGAUCGGAGCAUUCUCGCUGGCGCCGGUAUAUCUAUUCCGUUGUUCGACGAUGAAGAAGAAGAGGAUGGAACGAAGGCAAGACCGCGUUGUCGGAAGCCUAGGGCAUUUGGUUCAGGUGGUUCGCAAGGACGUUGAGUUCUUCAAGAAUCGAAUCAGUAAUGGCGUCGACUGGGCCAAUCGAGCUCUUCGCAUUCCUCAGCUCUCCAAAGCCCUAGACGACGUUAUAUGGCUUCGCAACCUCGAAGAUCCCCAUGCCCCUCCCUUCACCCCUCCUUCUUGGCCUCAACCUUACUAUCCAGAACUCUCCAGCGUGGAUUUGAUCUUGGCUGAUCUCAAAGCCUUGGAGGCAUAUGCUAGCUACUUUUACCAUCUGUCUAAGUUGUGGACUAAGCCACUUCCCGAGGUCUAUGAUCCGGAAGAAGUUGCUGACUACUUCGCUUGCAGGCCUCAUGUUGUGGCUCUUCGACUUCUUGAGGUGUUUUCUUCAUUUGCUUCUGCUGCAAUCAGAAUUCGAAUCUCCGGGGUCAAAAAGGUUUCUAGGUCAAGCAUGGAUAGGAAUAUUGACGGAGAUGUUACACAAUACGAUUUUGGGUUGGUGCUAAAAGAAACAAUGCUAAAUCUGGGACCCACCUUUAUCAAAGUUGGUCAGUCCCUUUCCACAAGGCCAGAUAUCAUUGGUUCUGAAAUUUCAAAGGCAUUGUCUGAGCUGCAUGAACAAAUCCCUCCUUUUCCCAGGACGAUGGCAAUGAAGAUCAUUGAGGAAGAAUUAGGUUCCCCUAUAGAAACAUAUUUUAGCCACAUCUCAGAGGAACCUGUCGCUGCAGCUUCAUUUGGUCAGGUUUACAGGGGGCGUACAAUUGAUGGUUUUGAUGUCGCGGUGAAAGUUCAACGUCCUAAUUUGCGACAUGUGGUAGUUCGAGAUAUUUAUAUCCUGCGCCUUGGGCUGGGGCUGCUGCAAAAGAUGGCAAAAAGGAAAAGUGAUCCUCGCCUUUAUGCUGAUGAGCUUGGCAAAGGCCUAGUUGGGGAGUUGGAUUACACUUUAGAGGCUGCAAAUGCUUCAGAGUUUAUGCAAGCUCAUGCUUCCUUUCCAUUUAUUCGUGUUCCGAAAGUUCUUCAGCAUUUAAGUCGAAGGAGAGUUUUGACUAUGGAGUGGAUGGUUGGUGAUAGUCCAAGAGAUUUAAUUGACAUAGCUGCUACAGAGUCUAUUGAUCAUGGGUCCAGCUAUUCAAAGCGGCAGCAGAUUGAUGCUAAAAGACGUCUUCUUGAUUUGGUUAACAAAGGAGUGGAGGCAUCACUGAUUCAACUCCUUGAAACUGGCUUAUUGCAUGCUGAUCCACAUCCUGGAAACUUGCGUUACACAUCAUCAGGAGAAAUAGGGUUUCUAGACUUUGGGCUGCUUUGUCGCAUGCAAAAGAAGCAUCAGUUGGCCAUGCUUGCAUCCAUAGUGCACAUAGUAAAUGGUGAUUGGGCAUCCCUUGUUCUUGCUCUAACUGAUAUGGAUGUUGUGAGGCCAGGAACUAAUAUCCGGCUUGUUACCAUGGAUCUGGAAGAUGCCUUGGGAGAGGUAGAAUUUAAAGAUGGAAUCCCAGAUGUCAAGUUCAGUAGGGUUUUGGGUAAAAUCUGGUCUGUAGCCUUCAAGUAUCAUUUCCGCAUGCCACCAUACUAUACGCUAGUCCUUCGUUCUCUUGCUUCCUUGGAAGGUUUGGCAGUAGCUGCAGAUCCAAAUUUUAAGACAUUUGAAGCUGCGUACCCCUAUGUUGUUCAAAAACUUCUCACUGAUAAUUCAGCUGACACAAGGAGAAUUCUACAUUCGGUUGUUUUAAACAGAAGGAAAGAAUUUCAGUGGCAUAAGCUCUCUCUUUUCUUAAGAGUAGGAACAACCAGGAAAGCAUUGUACCGGGUGGUAGCAUCAAAUGGUGAAACUUCUCUCAAUUAUUCAGCAAAUGGAGGUACGAGGGUGUUUGAUAUUGCAAACUUGGUCCUGAGAUUCCUCCCAUCUAAAGAAGGCGUUGUGAUGAGAAGACUCCUCAUGACUGCAGAUGGAGCUGCAUUAGUCCGAGCAAUGGUUUCGAAGGAAGCAAUUAUCUUCCGCCAACAACUUUGCAGCGUAAUUACCGAUAUAAUAUACCAACAGAUGUUCAAAACUUUUGGACAAGGCACUACCAUCACUCGGUACAGUCCUCGAGUGAGUGUGGCAAGUGGGCCUGACAACCAAGAGCUUAAUUCAUCUUCCAUCCGUGAUUAUCAGUACAUCCUUAGGGAUAGGCGGCUCAAAGUGAUUUUAUUAAAGGUACUCGACUCUGCAAGGAAAGAUCCGAUGUUGAUGUUGAGGUUUUUCUGGGCUUCCUUUGUUAUGAUGUUCACAGCUUCGGCUUUGGCUUUUCAUCGGAUGCUAAUCUCCUUGUCUGAAACUUACUUGGGUCCAGUUUCAUUUCCAUCGAAGAGAUAUGCUUUCACUACGUAGUGUUUUGUAGUGCAAUUUUCUCUAUUGUGUUGAUUAUGUCGAGAAUACGUUGAGAGAAAUACUAACCUCAGAAGGCUGAUAGGAAGACCAGUGUUUAACCCGAGAAGGUCGAUAUGAAGAUUUGUCUCAAACUCGUGGUAAGAUGAGAAGACUGAUAUGAUCCAAGGGCUGUGCUAAAUCUGAAAAGUGGUCUGAGUGAUGAGGGUUUCAUUUGAGAUCGGCAUAUUUAUAAUAAGAAAUUUGUAUAGUAACUUGUAAUAUAAAGGAGCUGCCUUUAUUAUUUUAUUUAUUGUUAUAUAUAUUUAUAUAUAUUUUGUGUUGGGUACUGUGGAUGCUAUUUUCGUAGUCAAAUUUACAUUGCUUA